Lytechinus pictus (painted urchin) is the source of this 4744-nucleotide messenger RNA. RefSeq names its product cell division cycle and apoptosis regulator protein 1-like. The transcript has 4 exons. The coding region runs from base 29 to 673 and encodes 214 amino acids. Lineage: Eukaryota; Metazoa; Echinodermata; Echinoidea; Temnopleuroida; Toxopneustidae. Gene Ontology annotation, cellular component: nucleus. The record is from RefSeq and is a predicted model, not a curated record. Gene Ontology annotation, biological process: regulation of DNA-templated transcription.
GGAAACUUGUUAAGAAUCAGAGGGUAAUAUGUCUCAGUACACCCGGAAAGACCCUCCAUGGAGUCAUGUUAGUGCUGCAAGUGCUGGGCUAAAUCAGACUUUUAUACAGCAGAACCAGUCAUUAUUAGGUGCCCAGCCUGGUGUAGUAGGUACCCCUACCACUGUCUAUGGUCAAUCUAUGGUGAGCAGUGAUGGGUUAACAGGAGCUACAACAUCAUACUCUACUCCACAGCAAACCAUGCAACAAAGACAAAAUAUUGCCAUACAACAGCAACAAGCAGCUGCCCAGAAUGCUGCAGCGGCAGCAGGUUCUCAGGGAGGUAUAACCCCUCAGCUAACAUUUAAUAACCGAACAACCAAAGCCACACAAGGAGGACAGAGAGUCUUUACUGGAACGGUCACUAAGCUAAAUGAUACAUUUGGCUUUGUGGAUGAAGAUGUUUUCUUUCAAACAAACACCCCAAAAGGAUCCAUGCCCAAGAUUGGCGAGCAUGUAUUGGUUGAAGCUACCCAUAAUGCCAGCAUGCCAUUUACAUGUAAAUGGAAUGCUACUCGUAUACAACUCUUGAAUAGUCCUAUGGAACAACAGGUUGCUCAGGCGCCACCACCACAACAGCAGCAACACCAUGCUACCAUGAAGAUGCAACAACUUAAGGUUAGUGGAAAUUCCUAGCAGAAAACUUGCAAACAACUUAUUGAAACUGCCAUCUGCCUUGACAAAAACUCUUAUUGAUAUUUUGCAUCACUCAUAGCAAAAAUGGAACGGUGUGAAAUUUAAAAUUCCAUUGGAAUUAACUGAAAUAUCCAUAAAUUUUGACUUAAUAUAAAACCAAGGAUUUGUGCUUUAAAAUGGUUCGGAUUGAUUUGAUUUGAUUUUCCCUACUCACUGUCUCCUUGUAUCCUGCUUUGUUAUUACAGCUAAUGCAACAACAAUAGUAACCAAGUUGCAUUGAAAGCGUUUCUCAGCGAUUUAAAUGUUAAAGGACAGAAAAGUAAACUUUCUUACUGACAGAAUUUCCAUUGAGUAUCAAAGUCACUUUGCUAUUCAGGCGACCUGCUGAAUGAAAAUUGAUAUACAUUGAUCAAUAGUAUCAAUAUUUUCACCAAAUCCUACUUGUCAAAUAUAAAAUUCCGGACUAAAUGAUUUUUGUACCCCCGCCAAACAAAGUUUGAAGGGGGUAUAUACAUUAGGAAUCAGUGUACGGUCGGUUGGUCGGUCUGUCCGUUGCAAAUCUUUUGCAUCAAACUUGUCAGUUUUAAACCAAUUCUCAUGAAACCUGGCACACAUAUUAGUGUUAGGGUAGAGACGUGCAAGACCCAUUUUCAGUAUGCGUCAGACAUUGUGUUUAUUAUGGCAAAAAUGAGGUAAAAAUCUUGCGCAUCGAACCACUUCCUCACUUUUUAAUCAAUUCUCAUGAAACUCGGCACACAUAUUGGUGAUAGGGUAAAGAUGUGCAAGACAUAUAUUUCAUGAGUGUCGGAAAUCAACUAGCCAUGGUAACAACAUAAUAUAUGGCCCAAAUUAGGUAAAAAUCUUGUGGUUCGUACUACUUUAUCAGGUUUUAACCAAUUCUUAUGAAAUUUGGCUCACACAUUGGUCUUUGAGGUAAAGAUGUGCAGGGCAUAUUUUUCCAAGUGUUAGAAAUUGUGUCGCCAUUGUAACAACAUAUUAUAUGUCAAAAAAAUUAGGCAAAAAUCUUGUAAUUUGAACUACCUCAUCUGUUUUUAAGUGAUAUUUAGCUCACACAUUGGUCUUGGGGUAAUGAUAGGCAGACAUAUUUUUUCAUGUGUUUAAAACUGUUGCUUUGGUAAUGGCGUACAGCGAGGGUAUUAAUCACCUUCAGUGAUAAUUCUAUUUUUUUAUGCAUGGGUUGUAUAUAGCCAGAGUUGUAAGUUGAAACUGUACUGGAUCGGGUGGAGGAUCAACGUAAGGGACUUAAUUUUUAAUGCUGCACUUUCAAGUUGGUUUUCAUGAAUUGUGACAAUUUUUUUGUAUUUUCGUAUUUACUAUUUUUAUUCUAUUAACAACAAACAGUUGAUAUAAAUAAAAAGAAAAAAUCCUAACAAGCAUAACACUAAAAUUUCAUCAAAAAUAGAAGGAAAAUUAGAAAUUUACGAUAUUCUAAAGUUUUGCUUAAUUUCACAAAGCAGAUAUAUGCACAAUUGAAUUACUUAAAGAGCAUAUUGACAACAUUUAGGUCAUGAUUGACUAGAUAUUAUCACUUAGAAAAAAAAGGAAAUAUAAUUACGAGGCACAUGCUAAAAAGUAUUGAAUCUUAAUGGUAUAUUAUAAGUUAAUUGUAUUGAUAAGCUGUUAUACUUUUGAUUUCUGUUGAUUACUUUACUAGCCAGCAAGAACUUGCUGUUAUUCAGAUUUUCAGAGGGAAAUGUUAUGCCUUUUGGUUAGGUCCCUUAAUGAUAAUAAUUAACAUUAUUUGUAUAGCGCUUAUCACAAAACAUGUCUCUGAGCACUUAGGAAAUAAUAGAAAGUGAGAAGGAAUUUCAGCAAAGAAUAAGUAAUUGUAUAGUUUACAGUAGACUGUAGACAGUUGAGGGGCUCCACAUGCAAAUGCUAUUUAACAAAAACGUAGGUUUUUAACAUGGAUUUGAAUUUCUCUGUUGAAUCUGCUUGUUUUAUACUUUGUGGUAGAUUGUUCCAUAGUUGAGGGGAUGUGGAAUGAAAAGAUCGUGAACAAUAAGACUGGGUAUUGGUAGCAGGAACUAUUAAGAGUGAUUUGUUUCUUGAGCGCAAGUUAGUGAAGGUGUUAUUAGCGCUAACAAGUCACUGACAAAUCAGCCACUAACACCAUGAAUAUUCUGAUAUUAACUCUUGAUGAUAGACUGGAAGGUGUUCUUCAAAUACUGUGUGAAUGAAUGUUGUAGUGGUAAUGGUAAUGGUUUAUUCAAAUUCAUUCGCAGCCAAAGGCUGAAUUGCAGAAUAUUUUACAAAAUAAGUACAAGAUUAUAUGAAAAUCAAUUGCAUAGUGACACAGUGCUUAAAAAAUUAAAAUAUUUAAAACAAACUUGCCUAUGUGGAUGGAAACAGGAUUUUUUUAUCCAUGCAUAAUCAAAAUUGAUAUAAACAGUUGGUGUUAUUAUACAUGUAUAUAAAAUGAGAAUAUUCAUAAAUAUACAUCAAAUUUAUCAAGCAAAACUAAAAAUCGUGAGAGUACGUUCAGCAGAAAUGUGUAAGGAGAAGAAGAGCAGAGAUAGAACAGAAAUGUGAGAAAGGAAAGAGAUUGAGAGAGAGAGGGGGGAGAGCAGAGGGGAGCACUAACAGCACUGAUAGCGAGGUUUUGCUUGCACAGAAGGAUAAUGUUAGCCCAAUCACUAGCUAGCACUGUUAGAGUAACAUUACAAGGUCGCACAAAAGCUAACAUUAGCGCUAAUGUUUGAACUAUUCACUAACACAGUGCCAAGGGCACCGAUAGUGACAAUGUUAGUGAAUAUCUCUUGGGUGUCUUGUGUAAAACCAGUCUCCUUUUUAUAUCAAGUGCUUUAAAAUAUACGUAGAUUGAAUUAAAAGGGUAGUCCAGCCUAGGGGCAGAUCCAUUUUCUUCUAAAAUGGCACAUUUUCCCGAGAAAAGGUUUGAUAAGCCCCCCCCCAAAAAAAAAAAGGUUUACGGUACAUCUAAUAUUUAAGGUAUUAUUGUCCCAACAAAAAUUGACAAGUAAAAAAAGGGUCCUUAAUUGCUUCCAAGGGGGGGGGGACACACAUGGGUAAAAAUGGCUGGCAUGUUUACAUAAAAAAAUCAUUAUUGCUUUGGAUCCGCCAGUGCUUUAGAGAGCAAACAGAAAACGGAAUGGAAUUAGAUGUGAAGACUGUAAUUUCAAUCAAUAAGAGAAUUCUUCAAUGGAAAAUAAUGAAGAAAGAUAAUGAACUGAAUGAAGUGGAAACUGUACAGCAUUUUUGAAAACAUUGAUGCCUAUCCAUGCCACCAUGAAUAUCCUAGAAUGGAAUUACGAAGCCAAGUCCCAUUUUCCUUUUUCAUGAUUGUUGUUAUUAAUAACUUAUUAUUACUGCUGUUAUUACCUUGUUUUCCCCAUUAAGUAUACCAACGAUAUAUUCAUGUUGUGAUUAUGUUUGUGAUUGCAAAACCAAUAAAAGCCAUAAAUAGAAAAGGUCCCAUACCUCAUUCCCCUUUUCCUGAUUUUACCAUGAACUGGUAAAUGUAUGUUUCAACAAGUAGGCCUAUGUAAUACUUGUCAAUGGUCAUGAUGAUUACUGAAGCAGUGGUCAUAUCUAAUUUCCACUGUAAGGACAAAUUCAGUUUAAAUGAACAUAACUUCAUAUAUAUAAAUUAAUAAGUGGGAAAAUUACAAAUGCAAUCAUCACCUCGACUGCAGUAAGUCAUAUAUAAUUUUUACGGAAGUUAUGCAAAACUCUAUCAUAUAUUUUCAAUUCAUUUUUUUUUUAAUUAGUCUUCAAUUGUUUGUAUGACUAUACUUCACAUCCUGCUUUCCUAUAUACAUGCACACCUCCAUAGAUGGAAGUCAUUCUUUCACUCUACGAGCAAACCUAUAUAGCCUCCCCCUAUCAAACAAUAAUUGAGUUUUGCCGUUCAUACAUUAGAUCAUUUUUCAUCGAUGUUAAGGUCUAUGAAUUAUGUUAAAACAGAACCUGGGGACCUACUAUGGUUAAAGACCCUGACCGGUGUAAAAACAAUCAUAUAUCAAAAUAAAGGUAAUGAUUCAUACAAUACGAAUAUACCAAAAAUAUUACAUAUAUCUCCUUCCAAUAGUU